UGCGCCUUUAAGGCAGAGCGCGCCGGGGAGCACCACCCCCGAGGAGCGCGCCGUCGCCACUGGCCGAGCGCGCGGCAGGGAGGCACGUGGGAAGGCACCUCGAGCGCUCCGAUUGGAGCCAGCGCCUGCCGGUCAGCGAGCGCCGGGCCCGAGCCCGCCCCCCGGGCCUCGGCGUUCGGUUCCCGAGUCCUCCACGUUACAUUCCCAGACGGCCCCGGGGUGCGCGGCCUUAGCGGGCCCCUUGCGUCCGCCGGCCGGUGCGCCGAAGCCGCGACGUAGCUGGAUCCACCAUGGCGGAGCUCUCCCAGAAUCGGGGCAAGCGGCGGGAUGGUGAGGUGCUGGGUGGCGCUGUGGACUUUCUCCUGGCCAACGCCCGCCUGGUGCUGGGUGUGGGCGGGGCUGCCGUGCUGGGCAUCGCCACCCUGGCUGUGAAACGGCUCAUCGACAGGGCCACCAGCUCUCGGGACGAGGAUGAUGUCAAGGGGGACGCCACAUGCCUGGAGGACAGCUGGAAGGAACUGAGCCUGCUCAAGGCCACGCCACGCCUGCAGCCGCGGCCCCCACCUGCUGCCCUCAGCCAGCCCACGCCGCUCCCGGCCCGCUCACCCUCCGCCCCAGCGGGGCCCGCAGGUGCAGAUGCUCCAGGGGCGCCUCGGCUCAGCUCCCCAGCACCGCCGUGCCUGACGUUCCAGGAGAAGCUGCUGGCAUUUGAGCAGGACCAUGUGACCAUCCCUGUGGCCCAUGUGGCUCUGGCCAAACAGCUGGCUGGCGAUGUUGCUCUGGAGCUGCAGGCCUACCUGCGAAGCAAGUUCCCCGCACUGCCCUUUGGGGCAGUCGUGCCCGGCGGGCCACUCUUUGAUGGGCUGCAGGCGGGGGCUGCCGACCCUGUGCGCCUCCUGGUGCCCCUGGCCCUGGAGCCAGGCCUGUGGAGCCUGGUGCCUGGCACGGACACUGUGGCCAGGGACCCUCGCUGCUGGGCGGUGCGCAGGACUCAGCUGGAGUUCCACCCCCGGGGGAGCAGCCCCUGGGACCGCUUCCUGGUAGGCGGCUACCUCUCCUCCCGGGUGCUGCUGGAGCUGCUCCGCAAGGCCCUGACCGCCUCCGUCAACUGGCCGGCCAUUGGCAGCCUGCUCGGGUGCCUGAUUCGGCCCCGCGUGGCCUCGGAGGAGCUGCUGCUUGAGGUGCAGCACGAGCGCCUGGAGCUCACCGUGGCUGUGCUCCUGGCCGUCACCGGGGCCCAGGCCGGAGACCGCCUCCUGCUGGCCUGGCCCCUGGAGGGGCUGGCGGGGAACCUCUGGCUGCAGGACUUGUACCCGGCGGAGGCCGCCAGGCUGCGGGCCCUGGAUGCUGGUGACACUGGGACCCGCCGGCGGCUACUGCUGUUGCUUUGCGGUGUCUGCCGCGGCCACUCUGUCCUGUGGCGUCUGGGUCGCAGCCACCUGACCCAGGUGGUUCUGCGCCUAGGGGAGGAGGAGGCGGACUGGGCUGAGGAGGCCCUGGGGGAGCGCUUCCUGCAGGCCCUGGAGCUGCUCAUUGGCAGCCUGGAGCAGGCCAGCCUGCCCUGCCACUUCAACCCCGGCGUGAACCUGCUGGGCGGCCUGCGGGAGGAGGAAGUCGAGGACCUGGGCUACGCCCUGUACUGUGGCCUGCAGGCCCCCGAGGGGCUGCUCUGGGGUGGCGUGGGGCACGAACGCUGGUGAGCUGCACAUGCUCCCUCCAGGGGUUCCAGAGCACCUUUCUGUUUUUAGCCAGAGGAUGGCUUAGCUCAUGUUGUGGGAGGCCUGAGCGGGGCCCCCACUUGCCCCGACCCGGCCUUGGGGCCGACCCUGAGGCCUCAUCACCAGCAGGGAAUCCACAGACAGAACAAAGCUCCUACUGUCCUAGGCACGGGAUAAGGCCACGCUGAUUUUCUGUCCAGAGGGAGUCCUGCUUUCCUCGGGUGCCAGCCUCGGUGGACGCUGUGCGUGUUUUGUCCCCCAAGGACCGGAGUUGCCUAGAACCCGCGGAAUGCAGCUUUCGUCUGAUUUAAAGGCCACGUGUGUCCGGUUUGCUGGCCCAGCUCUGUAGCUGGAGCGGGGGCUCUCACGUCACACCUCAGGGAAGGCCUCCCCGCCCGCCCCCCCCCCCGCUGCCACGGCUGCACAAGUCCUGAGCUGAAGUUCUCUGUGCCGCCCACUGGGCCCCGAGCGGAGGGUGUCCCCUGGCCCUGCUGGGCCCGCCCUGCGGUGCCAAUACCAGCUUUGCUAGCUGACCCUGUGCUCGCCCUGAGGCCUGGCAGGGGAGGGGGCUGGGGAGGGGCCUGCCUCCCCUCCUGGGCUUAUCUCCUGUCUCUGGUAUCCUUCCUCCUGAAGCAAAGCUAUGCCUCGAGAACUGAACAAGAAUAAAAGCAAAAACUUAAGCAUCCGUAGGACA
Messenger RNA from Vicugna pacos (alpaca), 2412 nucleotides. It is a transcript of the gene MIEF2, whose product is annotated as mitochondrial elongation factor 2. Gene Ontology annotation, cellular component: mitochondrial outer membrane. The record is from RefSeq and is a predicted model, not a curated record. Gene Ontology annotation, biological process: positive regulation of mitochondrial fission; mitochondrion organization. Lineage: Eukaryota; Metazoa; Chordata; Mammalia; Artiodactyla; Camelidae.